Molecule: messenger RNA, 1080 nt
Organism: Thecamonas trahens ATCC 50062
Lineage: Eukaryota; Apusomonadida; Apusomonadidae
Product: YIPF3 protein
Exons: 2
Coding region: 64-1080 (338 amino acids)
Biological process (GO): vesicle-mediated transport
Cellular component (GO): Golgi apparatus; membrane
Molecular function (GO): small GTPase binding
Source: RefSeq, a predicted model, not a curated record
CACACACGCAAACACACACAAACACACACACCACGUACACUACAUACACACACACUGCAUACCAUGCAAUCGUCUGACGGGUGGUUUGACGACAUGGAGUUGGGCGAAGACGACCUCGCCGCACCAGCCUACGACGAUGGCAUCGGCAUGGGUGGCGGAGCAGGGGCUGGAGCUGAGACUGGGGCUGGGGCCGGGGUCGGGGUCGGAGCUGGUGGCCUGGGCAUGUCAGCAGGGACGGCGGCGGCGGCGGCGGUGCUGAUGGAGUCGGGCUUGGCGGCCAGUCUCACGUCGUCGCUGGUCGACUCGACGAGCCAGUCGACAAGCAGGCUGGUCAAGAGCUACGCCAAGGUCGAUGUGGUGCGGCCGUACUUUGAUGUGGAACACAGCGAUGUGGUGCGAAGGCUCGGAGAGUCUCUUGUACCGCUGCCAUCCAUGGCGGCAGUGGUGGGGAAGCCCGACUUGUAUGGCCCACUCAUGUGCGCUCUCACCCUGGUCGCCGUCCUCCUCCUCGGCAUGAAGGUCUCUCACCACACCCUGCACGAGGGCACGCUCAUGGGAACCGCCCUUGCAGUCGUCUUCUCGUACUGGAUCGGCGCAGCUGGCUUCUUUUACAUCCUCGGCUAUCUGCUCUCCGGCAACGACCACCUCGCCUUUAUCCCGGUCUUCUCGCUCACGGGCUACGCCCUCUUCUCGGCGUGCAUCACCCUGCUCGCAAGCUCGCUCCUCGCUUCGUCUAAUGUCUUCUUUGCGCUUUUGUUUAUUGUCGCCGGUGCCGCCGGCGCCAAGCUAGGCGCCGUCCUCAUGACCCGCGCCCAGUCGAAGCGCAAUGGGCUCAUUCUCCUCGCCGUCGUCGUCGUCACCCACCUCAUAUUCGUCUUUUACCUCCGCUGGUCGUACGUCUACGCCGUCUCGGCCGUCGAUGCCACCAUCGCUGACGUCUCGUCUGGCAUGCUCCCCGACGGCGCCCUGGCCGAGCCCGAGCCCGAGACGGUGUCGACUCUGCAGCCUGACCAGAACUCCGCGAUGCUGGCGAUGCUGGCGACGCUAGCGAUGCUGGCGACGCUAGCGAUGCUGGUGUAA